GCCGUGCGCUUGGCGGAGAUGAUUAAAAACCUCCCUGACAGUUUUUGUUAUGAUGUCAGCAGACUGCAAAGCAGAUGAGCACGUCAAUGAUAUUAAAAUUGAUUUUUUUUCCCCUCCCCAUUCAGCAACUCUUCUUGUUCAAAAGUUGUUGUUUUUUUUUUUUAAAGGAGAAAUAAAUAAGUUAUGACGGGACUUAAAGCGAGUACAAUUUGAAAGGCAUCAAAGGCAAGAGCAACAAUAGCUCCACCGGCAAGAAGACGUUUUAAGUCUCGUCUGUCGUCUGCUUCACCGAAAGAGUUCAAGGCGCCUCCACUUGGAAACCGGCUCAGGUCCCAUCCAACCGACUGGUUGUGCCCGACAUGCUCCUCCUCCUCGUGGUCACGGCCGCCCUCAGCCUGCUGCCAGGCGCGACAUCUCAAUUGGCACAACUUUUCGAUUUGACCGAAUGUCCCGUCAACUACUAUGCCGAGACUUACACCGCUGCAUAUGGAUUCGUUGAUGAGGAAGUAUUUACCUUGGUCUUUGGCAAUGUGACUGGCUCUGACUUGAUGACGUUCAUUUUUGAAAACCUGGUGGAACUCCGUGCUUUUGCGCCAACCUUUAUCGUGGCUGAUGAAACUUCCGAAUUUGUCCGAAAUUUGCCAGACCUUGUUGGGACAUCGCCGUGCUUUUAUGGUAUCGGUUUAUUGUCUUCUUUGAAUACGAUCCUUUUGCAUUUCCGCACAUUUGGAGCUCAAGGAGCGUACCUCAUCACCUCGGGUGUGCCAGUGACCGUCACUACAAUCGUGAGAGGACAGCUUGUGAGCACUACAGAGUUAACUAGUGACACAUAUGCCUACCUGAGUGGCUGCAGAUACAAAGGUCAGUUCUACCCGCCCGGCACGGCGCAAUGCGCCUCAGAAACUGUCUUUGUGACUUGCAAUGCGACAGUUUUCCUGACCGUUUCUGAAGAGGACCCGCGGUGCCCGAGGAAAUCCGUGUGCACCAUCACUGUGACGUGGAGCCCUAUUGACAACCCAUCAAUUGAUGACGAAUGAGUGUGUCCUCUGAUCUUCUUUGGCCAUCUUGAUUGGUGUACUGCAUGAUGGUGUCGCAUGUAAUACAAAAUUGUACUACUAUAAGUACUGUUAAUGGGCUGUACUUUGAAGUUAUGCUUCAGUGUUAUCAUUUUUUUUUUUUAAAUCUUACUCUCACUCUAUUAAAAUGAACUUCAAUGGACUCGUCACACUGAACUGUACCAUGUUGACUUUCUGAAAGUUUUGAGACAGGGCUUGUCACACGAAAAGUAUUGUCAAAACAAAACCCCAACUUGGGCUGCAACAAAAAUUGUGCAAAAAACACACAAUUCAUUUUUUGUCUCACUGUCUGAAAUCGUUAUACAGUAAACCUCUUCUUAUUUUUCUAUUAUUUUGUCAAUGUCACGAUAAUGAGAGCGAGAAUUUCUGACAGGAUUUUAGAGUGAAAGAAGUCCUGCACCGACAUGGGAUGGAAGACCACUCACCAAGAAUGAAUCCACGACUCCCAAAGAAACAUUAAAAAAAAAAAAAAAAAACAUGUUACAAUUUGCAAAAAGACACAAAGACCCCAAACCUAACCAUGUCCAGUGGUCUGAUGAAACUAAAAUGGAGCUAUGUGGCCACAAUGACCAAAGUUACAUCUCGAGGGAAAAGGGGGACAUUUGUAGACCCGAGAACACCACACCAACUGUGAAACACGGAGGUCGCAGCAGAAUAUUGUGGGGCUGUUCACCUGCAGCAGGAACUGGUGCUCUUCACAGAAAAGACGCCAUCAUGAAAAAAGAACUUGUCUAGGGGUGGCCAUCACAAAACCCAGAUCUGAAUCCCAUAAAAAAAAAAAAUCUGAAGAUAGCUCCACGCUCCUACAACCCUUGUGAGGAUAAGUGGCUGAGAAAACGGAUGGACUUCAGGGUGUACCCCACCUCCUGCCCGGUGAGAGCUGGGAUAGGCUUCAGCACUCCCCGCGAGCCUUGUGAGGAUAAGCGGCUGAGAAAAUGGAUGGACAGAUAGUCUUCUCCUCAUGCGGGUCGCGAGUGUGUUGGAGCCUAUCCCAGCUAUCUUUGGCCAAGAGGUGGGGUACACCCUGAAGAUGUCACCAUCCCAAUAACAGGGCACAUUGAAACUCAUCUUUGAACCUACGGGCAAUUGAGAGUCUUCAGUUCACCAACCAUGGAUGUUUUGGGACUCUGGGAGGAAACCAGAGUGCCUGGAGAAAACCCACGCAGGCACAGGGAGAACAUGCAAACGCCACAAAAGCGGGGCCGGGAUUUGAAACCGAGUCCUCGGAACUCUGAGACAGCUCCGGGAAGGAGUCUUCCAUUCUACUGUCUCCUCAGAAAACAUGUGAACUAUACAUUGAAAUCAUCCACGCACUCGUGAGCUUCAGAGUUUUUUUUUCUGCCGAGAGUCCCGAAAUCGGGUCAUUCAAAGUUCUUGAGCUGAUGGAUGUCACUUGCGAAGCGCUUGCUCGACCUCUCUCAACUCCCAAGCCAGCACUGUCAACAUAAUAAACACUCGUGCUCUAUUUAAGCGGGUCCCUCCCCCACACAGGAAGCCUUCUUCUUUUUCUUUCGGCUUGUCCCGUUCGGGGUCGCCACAGCGCGUCAUCUUUUUCCAUCUAAGCCUAUCUCGUGCAUCCUCCUCUCGAACCCCAACUGCCCUCAUGUCCUCCCUCACCACAUCCGUCAACCUUUUCUUUGGUCUUCCUCUCGCGCUCUCUUCCUUGACAGCUCCAUCCUGACCAUCCUUCUACCAAUUUACUCACUCUCUGGCCUCUGGACAUGUCCAAACCAUCAAAGUCUGCUCUCUCGAUCGAACCCUGUCUCCAAAACCUCCAACUUUGGCUGUCCCUCCCUCUAAUGAGCUCAUUUCUGAACCUAUCCAACCUGGAGAACCUCAACAUCUUCAUUUCUGCCACCUCCAGUUCUGCUUCCUGUUGUCUCUUCAGUGCCACCGUCUCUAGUCCGUACAUCAUGGCCGACCUCACCGCUGUUUUAUAAACUAGAUGAGCGUCCCCCCACACUGGAAGUAAAGUUGAAAAUUACUUGUGCUGUGAAUUGGAACUACACAAAUAAAAUUGACUUGAAAAUACUGCGUUAAGGACACUUUGCCAGUGUUGUCCAGCGAAUCAACUUGUUUGUCGGCUGCAGUCUCCCAUGAGAACGUCACCGUGACCACCAGCUC
Molecule: messenger RNA, 3200 nt
Organism: Syngnathoides biaculeatus (alligator pipefish)
Lineage: Eukaryota; Metazoa; Chordata; Actinopteri; Syngnathiformes; Syngnathidae
Exons: 8
Coding region: 360-1037 (225 amino acids)
Source: RefSeq, a predicted model, not a curated record